Molecule: messenger RNA, 3504 nt
Organism: Scleropages formosus (Asian bonytongue)
Lineage: Eukaryota; Metazoa; Chordata; Actinopteri; Osteoglossiformes; Osteoglossidae
Gene: rtn2a
Product: reticulon 2a
Exons: 10
Coding region: 105-1547 (480 amino acids)
Biological process (GO): brain development; neuron differentiation; endoplasmic reticulum tubular network formation
Cellular component (GO): neuron projection; endoplasmic reticulum membrane; postsynaptic density
Source: RefSeq, a predicted model, not a curated record
AAGAGGAGCUGGACAGAGAGAGAGGGAGGCACAGAGAGAGCGGAGGGAGCAGCCAGGAGAGGGGGACUCCAGUCUGAAUGGGCCCACAGGAGCCUUGAUGGAGCAUGGGCCAGGUUCUAGGAUUCUCCCAUUGCAAGGAAUUUGGUUCUGUCUCCUCGACACCUGACUCUACACCUCCCUGCACUGAUGGUGGAAAUGAGGAAUCGGACUUCCCAGAGUUGCAGACAGCGCGGGAGUGGUCUGAGGAGGAGGAUGGCAUUGAGGACGAGGAAGGGGGUGCUAGCAGCCCCUCGGUGUGGGGAACCCCUAGGCAGAACUCCUUCGAGCUCACCUUCUCAUACAUCGCCUUUUCAGAACCGGAAGGGGGUGGACCCUCUCGGCGAGACUCGCUAGGAGGGUCGAGACGCAGGGGCGGUUCUGGGGGGCGGGGCAGUCGCCCGGUCUUAAGCCGCACGGAUACUUCAGAGACCGUUCCUCCACUGGACUCGCCGCAGGCUGAGUGGAACCCCCAUGACUUUUUAGCCGAGGAAUUAGAGACAAAGGAUGAACUGGAGGACGAGGUGGAAAGGAGAGAGGGACAGCCGGCUGAACCCCCAGCCAGCCUUGACUUGAGGGUCCAACGCUGCUCCCAUGCUCCAGCUGCAGAGCUUCAGGACGAGAGUCCCAAGACUGAGAGCAGCAAACAGGUGGAGCUCUCCCAGCUCACCCUGCAUCACGAGCCUUUGGACUCCCACCAAGUUCUGUAUGAGGAAGCGGGCUCUCUUGUUGCCAUGGAAACUGCAAACACACUUCUCAUGGAGGUACAACCAGGUGGAGGGAUCACUGACGUGACUUCAUCCACUCCACCUUCUUCUAUUGGUCAAAACACUCAGGAAGCACCAGGCCAGGAGCGGUGGUUCUCAACGUUAAACCUGUCUGAGGACACUAGCCAGCGGAUCCAAACAGCGAUAUUGGACCUGAUCUACUGGCGGGAUAUGGAGCGGACCGGGGUGGUCUUCACGGGGCUGGUGGUGGGCCUACUGUCCCUGUUCCAGCUGAGCAUCGUCACCGUGGUGUCCACGCUCUCUCUGGCAGUCGUAUGCUGUACCGUUAUUGUACGGGUCUACUACCACGUGCUGCACGCGCUGCAGUGGGGAGACGGCGUGCACCCCUUCAAGUGGUAUCUGGACUAUGACAUCAGCCUAUCGGGGGAGAAGGCCGAGCACCACAUGCAGCGCAUCAUUGUCCUGACCGUCUCCGCCAUCGCAGAGAUGAAGCGGAUCCUCUUUGUCGGCAACCUCAUUGAUUCGCUGAAGUACCUGGUGCUGGCGUACUUGCUGACCUUCGUGGGUGCCAUCUUCAACGGACUGACGCUCCUGAUCAUCGGUGUGAUCUCCCUAUUCUCCCUCCCACUGUUCUACAAACAGCGCCAGGUGCAGGUUGACAGUAUUCUAACUUCAAUCAAGGCUCAUGUGGACAACAUCAAAGAUAUAUUUCACCGGCUGCUUCAAGGUGGCUGUCCAGCACCAGAUCCCACUCCCGGUGGAGCCAAGCCAAAAAUAAAAUGAAGCAGGGGGAGGAGCUACAGGCUGUCACUCACAUGUCUUAUCGUGCAGCCUGUGUUCCGGAGGCUUGGGGUGGAGGGUACAGGGAAAGGCGCAGGGAGAAAGGGAAAAGUGGACAUUGAAGGCCUCAAUAUUCACAUAUGGCUUUUGAAGAUGGAAAAGUUUAAGACCACGAUUACCAUUUUUUUUUUUGUAACGACACAAGUAUUGUCACUGGUCCAGUGAAACGAAACACUCUAGAUGAGUAAGAGGAAGUGUCCGGGGUUGGGCAGCUCCUUCAGCAGGGGGGCCAGGGCUGUGAACUGACCUCCUGAACACUGACUGUUGAAGAUCGGAGCGGAAGCGGGUCUUCGCGCGGCUCCCGUCCGCACGCUAACUUGGGUGACACUGUGACCGUUCGAUGGGGAACCGGGACCUUUGAGCCGAGGAAAACCGAAGUCUGAGAACUACUGAAAAAUACGCGUGGCCAGGUGAUCCCGUGGACCCCAAGACCAAAGGAAGGAACCAGACUUGAUAGCAGGCAGCCUGGAGCGAACAAAUGAACUUACAGCUUGCUGAGAGUGCAGCGAAAUCCCGGCACUGUCGCCGUUUUCCUUCUCUGCGUUUCCUUCUCCUGUGACGUCAACCCAACAUGUGCGCGCGCGAACACGGAUACAGCCAUCGACUGUCGUUCUGCAGAACCCCCCGCUUUGUUACUUGAACACAAAGAGCAGGCUUCGCAUAUAAUAUGAUCACAGUUUUUAAUUGAUUCGCGGAAGGAAGCAGACGCAGGGCUUAUAAUAAAGAAUUACACGCUGAGAUCAGCUUACACAGGCCUCUUGGAAAGCGGUUCUGCUGGAUCGCGCCUCGAGUCUGCGGUAGUUCUUCUCCAAAGGGGCAGACACUCGGAGAGUCAUCAUCCAGCAUGUGGAACUGAGUAGUCAUGGUGACCCGCCUUAUUUUUCAGCUUUUUUUUAAAUCGCUGUUGACUCCGCUUUAGUCAUUUUCCGCUCGCUGUCAGACUUGGCAAGGCGAUGUGCGCUCUCCGUCCACCGGGCCCAUCGCUGCGGACCCUCACGCCGCUUGUGCGGCGGCCAGUUGGCUGACUUAAGGCCUCGCUGUGGUCGCGGAGUGAUGUCAGUCAUGUUCCCCUGCCGGAGACCACCCAACCGCAGUCAGUACAUGACAAAGCUCAGUUGCCCUCAUACUCGUCCUCAUCGCUUGAGCAUUCGCCAACUCCAAAACAACCUCAGAACAUAGUCGGUAAGUUUUUAAUUUGAAUCAUGCUUCCCAGCAUCCACGAGCAGACAGGCCUGGCACUAGGAGUGGUGUUCAUACCAAAGUUUUGGAACCAGUAACCACUUCACCACCCUUUGCAGUUUGCGAACCGAUGAGUUGUGUGGUGCUGCAGGGACCCAGGAGUGGGGUGACACACCGUUUGCUGGACUGGAGGGGGAACGCUAGUGUUGUCAGCAAACGUGUAAGAGCUGUGUAAACGGGAGUGUAAGGCCAAGCAGGAACCGCGUGGGUGCGCAGCCCCAGUCUCCCCAAUCAAUGGUUUCCGGAACAUUCCCAGGGUGCCUUUCGACAAACAACUGAUGAAAGCCUUUGAAACGCGUCGUGACUCAUAUCAGGCCAGCGUAGCGAGGGAUGAAAACUUGCUCUUGCACCCCUGUGUCCUGUCUGACCGCAGACAACCAUCCUGUUCUAACUCUGUGCCAAUGGACUGUAAAUGCUGGUGUCUCACUUGGGAGGUCAGUCAUAUUUUGUAUUUUUAAAUCAGAAGCCAGUCUGUUUUUUUUUUUUUUUUUUUUUUAAUUCCUCUUCCAGGUGAGUGAGGGGACAUAUGGGCGUUUCCAGCCCCAGGACAAGGAUUUGAUGACCGGUUUUAGCAAUCUAGGUGAAAUGUGCAUUUUUGCACACAGUUCGACAGCGACAAGGAGGACAUAAGCUGUGUUACCAAAGCGCUACGAUGAGGAAU